This is a messenger RNA of Seriola aureovittata, 10321 nucleotides long. It is a transcript of the gene grin2ab, whose product is annotated as glutamate receptor, ionotropic, N-methyl D-aspartate 2A, b. The transcript has 20 exons. Gene Ontology annotation, cellular component: plasma membrane; NMDA selective glutamate receptor complex; postsynaptic membrane. The record is from RefSeq and is a predicted model, not a curated record. Gene Ontology annotation, biological process: synaptic transmission, glutamatergic; excitatory postsynaptic potential; monoatomic ion transport. Gene Ontology annotation, molecular function: transmitter-gated monoatomic ion channel activity involved in regulation of postsynaptic membrane potential; NMDA glutamate receptor activity. The coding region runs from base 1837 to 6633 and encodes 1598 amino acids. NCBI's taxonomy places the organism in Eukaryota, Metazoa, Chordata, Actinopteri, Carangiformes, Carangidae.
UGGAGCCUCAUCCUGACCCCUUGCAGUAUCUACACCAUCUGUCUGCAAUGGGACUCCAAGGCAACACUCAGAGGGAGAUGCAGAGAGAGGGAUGGGGGGAGAGGAGGGAGUUUUGUCAGCGCUCCCCGAGGACCCCCGGUGCUGCAGUUUUGAUCUGCUAAUUAUGUUUAAUUGAGGCUGUGUAAUUCACUAGCGUUGUCUCUAUUUCCCCUUAUCUCUGCCGCGUAGCUUUUAACAAACUCUGGCGCUGACGAGGGAACAUGGCACAUCAUCAGCAAUAAACGUUUCGGUGCAGUAAUUUUUGAAGAGAUCUGUAUUUUAAUUUUGGGGAAGUAGGGUGUCUACAUGGGGACCGCUAGAAUGGGUUACAGCAGUUCAGCGGAUAUUGAAGUGUUUUAUCUGUGCGCAGUGGAUGCUCUGAAGAGCGGAGGCGCGACGCGGCGACUUGUUUGACGCCGAGACAGUCGUCACAGCGCGCACACACAUACACACAGAGAUAUAGAAACACGCGCACACAGACACAUACACACACACAGACACACACACAUACACAAACACACACACAAAUACACACGGAGAGAUAGAGAGAUGCUUGCACAAACACACGCACGCGGUUUCGUUUGGCGAGAUGGCACCAGGUGAUGGCGUAAACGACGAAUGAUGGUGUGCGCCAUACCUCUUUUGCGUCUUCAUUUUUUGGAGAAGACACGCCAGGAAAAGCGACACAGAGAGAGACAGAAAACCCCGACAGGGACAGGCGAGGAAGAGACAUAUCAGUUUUAACGAGCUGUGAAGUUGGAGUCGCUUCUUUGGAGGAGCAUAGACACGGCGAUAUUUCCCUAGCGCGCGUCCCUUUAACUCGUCACAUGAAUAUCUUUUUGAUAUUUUAUAAUGGGAAGAUGAAGUCACCCAAGUCUGCCCCCCUUACCACUAACCCGUUCUCCCCCUCCACCACCAUCCUUCUCUCAUUCAGGCCCGGUGCCCAUAUGUUUAAUUAACUAGGCUGAUGUGUAAGUACCUUCAGCCAGCGAAGCGUGGGCGGGCGGGCUGCGGGGUAAGGAGACUGCCGGAGAAUAUUUCCUUAUUUCUCUCCGCCGGGGCGCUCGGUCGGCUGCCGGAGCAUCACCUCUGUGGCGCGGCUCUGAAAGCUACAAAAACAACUCAACCCGUUUAAAGUUGUUCCGAAUUGUUUAGGUUGGUUUUGGAGUGCGGUGCUCGUUCUGAGAGCGCGUGAGGGAGAAAAGAAAGAGAGAGAGAGGGAGAAGGAGAGUGAGAGAGAGUGUGUGUGUGUUGAUAUAUGUGUGUGCGGGUGUUUUGGUGUUAUUUGUGACGGAAUCCCCCCUUCAGUCUCCAAGAAUCCGCGAGCGGCGCAAGGAGGAGGAGGGCAGGAGAGGAGGAGGAGGAGGUGGAGGAGGAGGCGCGCGGACCUGUCCACGAGCCCUCACUGCGGAACGCGCGGGGCUGCCGCUGGAGAUUCCAAACCAACGGUUAUUUUGGAUUCUAGAACCUAACUCUUCCACGCACGUCAACGGCUUUUUUCUCACCUCUUUUUCCCCUCCGUCUCCGCCGUUCAAUGGACGGUGUUUGACAUCUUUACCGGGAGGAAUACUACCCAUCUACCGGGGGAAGAGGUGGUGGUGGAGGGGGAGGUCUUCUGAGGCAGACAGGUGGAUUUAUCCGUGUGGUAGUGUGGUUUUUUGGGGGGGGUGGUUGGAUGGAGGAGAAAUUGAUGGAUUAAUCUGACGGAGGAGAGUCGUAUGUGACUCCCACUCCUGCCGAGGGCACCCGAAUGGAGUAACAGGCUGCAAUGUCAUCUCCACCUGGCCGCCUGGAGAGAUGUGUCACGGGAAUGGGAUCAAGUUUGAACACUUUUCCUCCGGUUUCAUUGACGCUGUGAGAAGGAACCAAAAUGCCAGUAAACGGACAGGUCGCGGUGGCUGCCUGCACGGGCCCUCACACCACGGCAGCAAAAGCCAACAUUCAUCGCACGGACUCCGAAGAAGAAGGCGCAAAACCUCCGCGACCGCAAACCAGCAGCUGCCACGCUUUGUGACACCGAAGGGUAUGAUGGGUGUAGUGGGCUGGAUGUUACUCCUACUCUCCCAAAUGAUGGUGCCUGUGGCGUCCCAGAAGCCUCCUGGGCUCAGUGUGGGUGUGAUCAUGGGCCAGACGCGCCUCGUUUCCGAUCAGGAGCUCCGGCCACCUCGGCGCCCUGAUGAUGCCCUUGACAUCUCUGUGGUAGCACUGAGGAUCAACCAGACAGACCCAAAGUCUGUGAUUACACAGGUGUGUGAGCUUCUAUCACGCACUCGUCUCCAUGGCAUUGUGUUUGCCGAUGGCACCGAUCAGGAGGCCAUUGCCCAGAUCCUUGACUUCCUCUCCGUCCAGACACAGCUUCCAGUUCUGGGGGUCCACGGAGGCUCCUCUAUGAUAAUGGCUGACAAGGAUGAGAAGUCCACGUUCUUCCAGUUCGGCGCGGCGCUGCAGCAGGAAGCCCUGCUCAUGCUUGCCAUCAUGGAGGAGUACGACUGGCAUGUUUUUUCUAUCGUCACUUCAAAGUUCCCCGGGUACCAAGACUUCAUCAGCACGCUCAGGGUAACCGUGGAUCACAGCUUUGUGCGCUGGGACAUGCAGAGUGUGGUGACUCUCGAUGCUAUAGAUGGUGACCCAAACUCUAAAUCACACAUCGCCCUCAAGAGGAUUCAGAGCCCUGUUAUACUGCUGUACUGCUCCAAGGAUGAGGCUUUGUAUAUACUAGAGGAAGCUCGGUCCUUGGGCCUGAUAGGAGCCGGUUACAUCUGGAUCGUGUCCAGUCUUACCACUGGCAACCCAGACUUUACCCCCGAGAUGUUUCCCCUGGGUAUGAUCUCCGUGUCCUAUGAUGACUGGGAGUACCCGCUCGAGACGCGGGUGCGGGAUGGAGUGGGCAUCAUUUCAUCUGCAGCCACCUCCAUGCUGCGGGAGAAGGGGGAGCUGCCAGAGGCCCAGAGCAGCUGCUACAGCACACCGUCAGACAGGAGCCCAGGGAAGCUCCCACCUAGUGCCCUGCGCAGACACAUGAUGCAUGUGUGGUAUGAAGGGCGAGACCUAACCUUUACUCCAGAUGGUUACCAGGCCAACCCCAAAUUGGUUGUCAUUGUCCUGAACAGCGAGAGGAAGUGGGAGAAGAUGGGCCGCUGGGAAAACGGGACUUUGUCGUUGAUGUUCCCCGUGUGGCCGCGGUAUAACUCCUACGGCGAUGAGGAUGCAGAUGAAAACCACCUCUCCAUUGUCACCCUGGAGGAGAAACCUUUUGUCAUUGUCGACAACGUUGACAUCCUCACCGGCACCUGCAUGAGAAACUCUGUGCCCUGCCGCAAACAUGUCAAAGAUAACAGCACAUCAGGAGGCUCCUACAUUAAACAGUGCUGCAAGGGUUUCUGCAUUGACAUUCUGAAGAAGAUAGCGAGGAACGUCAAGUUUACUUACGACCUUUACCUGGUCACGAAUGGAAAACACGGCAAGAAGAUCAACAAUGUCUGGAACGGCAUGGUCGGAGAGGUGGUGUAUAAAAAGGCAGUAAUGGCAGUGGGUUCAUUGACCAUCAACGAGGAGAGGUCAGAGGUCAUCGACUUCUCUGUGCCCUUUGUGGAGACUGGCAUCAGCGUCAUGGUGUCUCGUAGCAAUGGGACCGUCUCCCCUUCUGCCUUCCUCGAGCCCUUCAGUGCAUCAGUUUGGGUGAUGAUGUUUGUGAUGCUGCUCAUCGUCACAGCCAUCGCCGUCUUCCUCUUUGAGUUUGUCAGUCCGCUGGGCUUCAACCGCAACUUGGCCCAAGGCAAAGACCCACAUGGUCCAUCAUUCACCAUCGGUAAGGCCAUAUGGCUUCUGUGGGGUCUGGUGUUCAACAACUCUGUGCCCGUGCAGAACCCAAAGGGCACCACCAGUAAAUUCAUCGUAUCAGUGUGGGCCUUCUUUGCCGUCAUCUUCCUGGCCUCCUACACUGCCAACCUGGCUGCCUUCAUGAUCCAGGAAGAGUUCGUGGACCAGGUCACUGGACUGUCUGACAAGAAGUUCCAGAGUCCGUACUCCUACUCCCCUCCAUUUCGCUUCGGGACGGUUCCUAACGGCAGCACCGAGCGCAACAUCAGGAAGAACUACCCAGAUAUGCAUCAGUACAUGACCAAAUACCAUCAGAGCGGUGUCCAGGAUGCACUGAUCAGCCUCAAGACUGGAAAGCUGGAUGCUUUCAUCUACGACGCCGCGGUGUUGAACUACAUGGCCGGAAGAGAUGACGGCUGUAAGCUGGUGACCAUCGGCAGCGGGUACAUCUUUGCCACCACUGGUUAUGGCAUCGCCCUGCAGAAAGGAUCCUACUGGAAACGGCUGGUUGAUCUGGCCAUACUGGGCAUCAUAGGAGACGGUGAGAUGGAGGAGCUGGAGGCCCAGUGGCUGACUGGGAUCUGCCACAACGAGAAGAACGAGGUGAUGUCCAGCCAGCUGGACGUGGACAACAUGGCGGGGGUCUUCUACAUGCUGGCCACGGCCAUGGGCCUCUCCAUCCUCACCUUUAUCUCUGAGCAUCUUUUUUACUGGAGGCUGAGAUACUGCUUCACUGGUGUCUGCUCUGGAAGGCCAGGUCUGCUCUUCACUAUCAGCAGGGGUAUAUGGAGCUGUAUCCACGGCGUUCAUAUAGAUAUGAAGAAGAAGGCUCCCGAGCUGGGCUUCAGUCCUCAAGCCAACAUGCUGCACCUGCUCAAGUCUGCCAAGUCCAUUGCUCUGUCUUCUCCCAAACGCAACACUGUCCUCUUGCAGCCUGGCAUCCUAGAUAUGGUGUCAGGGAAAGGUAACUCACUCCAUAGUCUGCCUCCGAAGGGUCCUGGUCUCUAUAGCAACGCCGCUGGUCCACAGAGUUUCCUGUCAUUGUCCGGGCGACACAAAAACCUCCUCAACAAUGCUGCGCCAUUUCCUGCGCAACAAAAACCCCCUCCCCCCCUCCAGACCAGCCCCAACAAGCCUCAGCUGUCAAUCACCAACGACAACGGUAAGGCCCGGAUGACGGGGCCGGCCUGCUCUGCGUCAAAACCUCGAGCCCUGUGGAAGAAAAGUGUGGAGACGCUUAAGACACAGCCUACUGUCGUAUCUCCCAGCCCUGGCCAAAGCCCCGCCCCAGCAUCUGGACCCGGACCUCCACCAAUGAAGAGCCAGCGCUACCUGCCCGAAGAGCCGCCGCCGCACUCCGACAUCUCAGAGUGCUCCAGCCGGCCGCAGUCACACAAAGAUUCUGACUCCAUGGCGGCGAGGGGCGGAUUUAAGCCUAUCAAUCAGCUGAGAAAGAGGGGUGGGGGUGGAGGGGGGGGAGGAGGAGGAGGUGGGGGCGGAGGAACCAAGAUCUACUCCAUUGACUCAGACCAGGCCAGUCUCCACUCAGCUCCCCCCUACCAGCGAGACAGCCAGGGGGGAGGUGACGACCACAGUUACCCUCCUGACCUGUUUCCACCUGACAGCACAUACUCACACACUCACACACACUCCCACCAGGGGGACACACCCAUUUUGCAGCUGAGCGCCAGCCUGCUGCAUCACAGUCACAGCGCUGAGGCUGACCUGCACUCUCUGAAGGACAAGAAGUACAGCACCUACACACACAGCAGUGUGAAAGACAAGGCGGGAGGUUCGUUUGAUGCCCCCAGUGCAGGUACGGGGACACAAGGCGUCAGGCCUGGUCACUGUCGCGCCUGCCUGACCAAGCUGACGGGUUACUCCGGCCUCUACACCGUUCGCUCGCCACAGGCUCGCUGUGAUGCCUGCGCCCACCUGGGAAACCUGUAUGACAUCAGUGAAGACCACCUCCAUUCACACUACGCCCACACGCACACUCACCCACACAGCGGGGACAUGUUUACACACUACCUUCCCCAGAGCGAGCUGGGCCUGGUGGGCGAAGGGGACGGGCUGGUCAGCCACUUUGAGCCCUCUUCUCCCUCUCCAUCUCCUCUCCCCACCUCCUCGUCGGCUCAGCACCUCCAGCUGAGCCGUCAGCACUCCUAUGAGAACAUGAUUCCAGACAGCAUUCCCGAGCGGCAGUCACAGCCUCACACUCACCUGCGGGGGCUGAGCCUGCCUGACAGAGAUAGGGAGAGGGAGCUGACCCUGGACGAGGGGGCCUAUGCUAAUGUUCUCACAAUGCGCUCUGAUCGUCCGUUCAGCAGCCGCAGCCCCCCCUCUCCGUCACCGUCCCACCACCACAGUCUGGACGCCCCGAUGCCCCUCCCCCGGCGCUCAAAGAGUCUCUUCCCCGAUCGGCCCUCUCACAACCCUUUCCUCCAGUCGGCCCCCGGCACAGCACAACGAGAUCCUGCCUCCCAGUCUGUCACACGCAUGCCACAGAGAAGUUCUGCCCACGAGCUCUACAAGCAGCGAAUGCCGCUGUCGCUUACCCUUGGUAACCAUGGCAACCAUCAAGUCAACCAGCAUGGCGGCCAUAUCGACCAACAAUUGUUCUACCCUCAGCAGGAGCCCCCUGUGGUGGCUUACAUGGUCCCACCUGCUGCCUCUCAGCCAAUGAGCUAUGUGACAGCGCCGCGAGCCUCCAGCGCGGGCAGCAACCGGCCACGGCUCUACCGCCGCAUGCCAAGCAUCGAGUCUGACGUCUGAGAGUCACGCACAACAUCCUUACUCUCACUGAAACACACUAACACACACGCAUGCAAGAAAGAGGUGUGUGUGAUCGGACCAGGCAGCUCUGAUUCUAAGCACAUAUACAAAAACACACACACACAGACGCACACGCAGGUGAAAGACGGGAAGGUUUGCUCUGGACUAAAAGGUUAAUGGCGAUGCUGAGUAAAUAAAUCAUUGUUUCUUUAUCACGCUCUCUAGAGGGCAGGGUUUGGGCCACAGGGACACCUGGAGGCACAAUACAAGUUGAAGAGUGUGUGCGAGUGUCAGUGUGUGUACUUGCCUCAAGCUGUGGGCAACGAGGCAAAAACGGACAAUAUGUCUGACAAGACAGAUAGAAAUCUUGGCGGAAUAAGAGGGACACUGUACAGUGGGAUCUGAUGGAAGAUACGACGGAGUGUUUGGAAGAAGAGCCGACCUGUCCCGCCCUCUCACCAGCCUCUUAGGGGAGAUAAUGGGGGACACAGAAAACCCCUCUCUUUCUGAGAUUACACACACACACACACAUACACAUAUAUUUCACCUAAACACACCCGCCCCUCUCCAGGACUCUCCUGUUGCACUAUGAUUUCAUACAGUCAACCCGUUUGUUGUCUGAGCCUCCAAACUGCACUGCCAGCAUGGCUUAAAGAGUAGUAAACUACACUAGAGUAAUCCUUGACUUGAAUGGAAAUUACUAUCUAUGUAAUAGACUAGACGGGGAGGCGGGCAGCUGGUCAGGACACAGGUCUGAGAAGUGUAUCAGCGUAUCCUGCCCGCAGAUGUACAAACGCUUGAACACACACGCGCUGUGUCUGUUUUUUGGGGGAAGUUAGAAUAAGAAGAACCGACUGUUGGUUUCUGCUGAUGUCAGUUAAUUGAACAUUCCAAAAAGUGGACCAAACAUGGCCGCCAGUAAAACGCCUCUCAGGAUGAGAGUGUGUGUUCCAGUGUUUCUAGAUCUAGAGACAUUACAGUAUAGCAUCCUUGCUUCCUCUCUUAGCUAGCCUUCAGGUCAUACUGCAUGCUUCCUACUGCCCUGUGUUACAGUUAAACUCCUAUACAGGGUCAUAUGUGCACACACUCGCACACAAAUAUAUAUGCACAUACACACACACGCGCACACACACACACGCGCACACAUGCACAUACGCAGUAGUCUAAGAUAGUAGUUUAGGGUGGGUGUGUGUGUUGAGGCUAUGAGAUAGCUUCUCUUUGUGCACUUUGUAGAUUUUAUAUCCUGCCACCUAACACAGACGUUUGACCAAAAACACUUUUAUACUGAAAAAUAUGAAUAUUCUCAGUCAUUCGCUGGAUAGAUGUUUUCUUUUCUCUUAUUUCUCUUUGACAUUGGGCUUUAGGGCACCAUUAAGGGCACAGUUCUGUCAGUUUCCAUUGUGAGGUCAGAAGUUUUACAGUAUUAGAUAAUGGGUACAGCAUCAUACAGUAUACACAACACUAACUCUUAAUCUUUCUCUUCUUUUUUUUUUUUUUUUUAAACCUUUACUGUGCUCACCCGGCAUUCUGGCCUUUCCUUCGUCAUUCAUCAGUUUUUGUUUGUUUUCUUAAUUCUUCCUUUGUCUUUUUCGCUCCUUCCCUGCUUCUUUCUAUAGAGUAGAUUGAGUAUCAGAAGAAUAAAGUUCAGUCGUGGUGUUUAAAAACGCAACAUAUUGUUGGAAAUCACUUAAUAUCCUUAGUCGUAAGAAUUCAUCAGAUUCAACAACCGGCUCUCGUAGGAUACAGUACUUUUUUCUAAUAACUUUCUAUGUUGAACAAAAGAGCUCGAGGCCCGUUUUAAUGUUUCCGUAGUGAAUUUAGAGGCUGAGUGCAUCACUGUUGCAGAUUUACUCAUCAAAUUAAUACUUGUGGACGAGCGCCAGAGUAGCUGGUACUUGUGUGGCUCUCUGUUGGCGAGAACGCGGCGCUGUGUCUCAGCAGAGAGAGUCACGUGGCAACGCAGAGAGUUUGCAAAGUGACUCGUUACAGAGGCAACACUCACUCACACACACACACACACAUUCAUACACACACACACACACUUGACAAGCUGGCAAUGUGUGUAUGAGUGUUCUAGAAAUCCAUAAUCUACUGAGUAAGGGCAUUGAUUUUUGAGCACAAGGAUUUUGAUGGGAAAAGGACUUGAUAUCCCAUUAGCUGAGCAUCUGUCUCUAUUCUCUCUCUUUCUGUUUUCUAUUCUCUCUCUCUCUUUCUCUCUCUCUCUCUCGCUCUCUCUCACACACACACACACACACACACAUACAUAUAUCUAUAUAUAUAUGGCUGCAAAGAAUGCAAGACAGUUUGAAACAAAAAACGCACCUUUGAACGGUGAACGCUGCCCCUCUUUUGGUAAUCUUAACAGGUUUGGUGUGUGAGUUAUAUGCACAAUAUCAGGUUGCAAUAUUAUACUUCUGUACAGAGAAAUCUUUGUUUUAAAUGUUAGAAACUGAAUUCAUUUGUUUGAUUUGAAUGGUAUUAAGUGUUGAAUUCAUUUCAAUAACAACGUGGCUUUUUAUUCUGCUCCUUUAAAAAAAAAAAAGACUGGCAUGUUUUAGAUUCUUGUGAUUUCUUUUAUUUUUUAUUAUUAUUAUUUAUUUAUUAUUUAUUUUCUCUGGUGUGUUGUUGGUUGGUUGGGACCUCACUGUACAGUCCUCACUGCUGGGUUAACGGACUAGUUAACUGUCCUGGUCAGCUCACCGGUUAACUAGCCACACGUAGCUGGGUCUCUCAUCUGAAUCACGCUGAAUGAAUAAUGAUAGUCCAGCCUGUGUGGCUAAUACAAACCCCCUCCCACCCACAUCGUUCUUUUCCACUACGAGUCUGUGCUGUUUCAACUCAGUGUGAGCGAGUGUGUGCGUGUGUGCGUGUGUGUGCGUGUGUGUGUGUGUGUGUGUGUGCGCGCGUGCGUGUUUGUGUGUGUGUGCGUGUUUUACACCGUGCAGGCAUUUAUAUAAGACUGAGGAUGAUAUGUGUAUUUAGAGGUUGUUUGUGGUGUGUGUGUCUGUGUGUGUGUGUGUGUGUGUGUGUGUGUGUGUGUGUGUGUGUGUACUUUUUUGUACACUCUUCCCUUCAUCCCACACAUUACAUUUGACCUGGCUCUUACUCAUAUAACACAAAUACAGUCUCUCACACACACACACAAACACACAUGUUGCGUCUGUACUGUUGUGGUUAGGAGAGCGUGUAGAUCGAGUUUUGUAUGUCCACCAUCACGGAGAUUUUUACACCAACCUUUUGUUUAAUUUUUUGAUUUUUUAAAUUGCAUGAUGUGCUCGUGUUUCUGGUGGUACCUAUUUUGCUGCAACACUUGAGUUCUCCCUGAGUUAGACCUACUGGGCUACACGUCCCCACGCUCCCCUCCACCCUGGUCGGUGCACCAUGUCUGGCCGGGGCCUUGGAUGGUUACGCUCCCCGGCUCCUGCACAACCCCAAGCCGUCGACGAGGGACAUGUGGAAAACGUUCCCAGGCGCAGCACAGUUCUUAUUUUGGCCCGGGUGUACACACACAUAUACAUAUAGUACUGGGUGGAUGGUGUGUGUUGGUGUGUAGUCCUCUGGGUCUCCCUGCUGUGUAUCUCACUUGUGUAUAAGUUCAGGGGUUUCUAAGCUACUAGUUGUGUUGUAAAUACCUUGUCACUCAGUACCUCUGUACAAUCUGUAAAUAAGUAAAGGUUACAUUUUUCUA